AUUUCAAGAACCAGGUCGAUAAGCACUUGGCAGGUCUCACGGACCCAAUGAGCCACCCAAAUCACCACAAGGGGAAAACUCGCAGGAUUCCCUGUUUGAAAAUAGAUCGAUUGCUCUUAGGCUUUAUUGUUUCACGGAGUGCAUUCUGUGUCGGUCUGAGCGUCUUUGGUUAUUUUGUUUGCUCUUUUGCAAAUUGUGUUCUCAACCUCUCAGUCAGCAAGUACAUCAACAAUAACCUAACAUAACACAACGACAGAGUUUGGAACAAGCUUCAGAUAUAACUCAGGAGUAUACCUC
Mollisia scopiformis is the source of this 297-nucleotide messenger RNA. RefSeq lists its product as uncharacterized. The coding region runs from base 48 to 245 and encodes 65 amino acids. The record is from RefSeq and is a predicted model, not a curated record. The transcript has a single exon. NCBI's taxonomy places the organism in Eukaryota, Fungi, Ascomycota, Leotiomycetes, Helotiales, Mollisiaceae.